AUGGCUCCUUCUACGGACAAUGGCCAUGCCAGUGGCAGUCCCAUCGACGAACACGCCAUCAACGACAGCGCUGUUGGCAAUGCGCUCGGCGAUAACGUCCCCGACAAUUCCUCCGUACCCAAGCCCAAGCGACUCGCCUGCAUGAUUUGCCGAAAGCGCAAGCUCAAAUGUGAUGGCUUGCGACCCAGCUGCAGCACUUGCUCCCGCCUCGGCCACUCGUGCGCGUACGAUGAACAGCGACGAAAGAGUGGCCCCAAGCGCGGCUACGUCAAGGCCCUCGAAGAACGACUAAAGCAAGUCGAAACGCUGCUAAAAACACAAGAUCCGCCACAGCAGUCUCAACAGUCCUCAAAAGCAGCCAAGAUGCCCUCCGCAGCCCCCACAUCCGGCAUGGCCGUUGACCCCGAAAACGACGGUUGGAACUAUACCGCCGAAUCGCCACGCGCCGUCCCCGCCGAGGAAUUCAACUUCAACUCCAGCGCCAACCUGAACAUGCCCAUGAACACCGACGGCAGCAACUUUAGCUGGGAAAUGAUUGGCCUAGGCUUGGAAGAGCCGCUGCCCGCGCAAGAAACCAUUGACGAGCUGCAUCAAAUCUACUUUGAAAAGGUCCAUCCUUCGAUACCCAUGAUUCACCGUUAUCGUUAUCUUGCCGCCAUGAAUUUGGCGCCGAAUCAACGACCGCCGGUCUGCCUCCGAUACGCCAUGUGGACAAUGGCCUCCUCCAUAACAGACAAAUACUCUGACCUGAAGCAUCUAUUUUAUGCCCGCGCGCGCAAAUACGUCGAGGGCGACUAUGUCAAAGGUUUUGGCGAGCACAUGAUUUCAGUAGCCCACUGUCAAGCACAUAUCCUGCUGGCAUGCUAUGAGAUGAAGAUGAUGUACUUUCCCCGUGCUUGGAUCAACACAGGUUGCGCUGUCCGUUUAGCACAAAUGAUCGGAUUGCACCGACUUGACGGCGCAGGCUUGGACGUGAAGCAAUGUCUUCCCCCUCCCAAAGACUGGACGGAGCGUGAGGAGCGGAGGCGAACUUUUUGGAUGGCAUUUUGUGAGGACCGAUACGCCAGUAUCGGUACUGGAUGGCCCAUGACGAUUGAUGAACGUGAUAUUCUUACCAAACUUCCAGCCUCGGAAGAGGCCUUCGAGAUGAGCCGCCCGGAGCAAACACAAACACUCGACGAGUGCACCACCCCAAGCGGGGCCGCUAAGCUGUCUUCUUUCGCUGCCAUUGUUCUCUUGGCUGCCAUCUUUGGUCGCAAUCUUGUGCACCUGCACAGGCCCGACAACGACGACCACGACGGCGACAUCAACGGGCCGUUCUGGAAGCGCCAUCGCGAGAUGGACAAUAUUCUUCUCAACACAUCACUCGGCCUGCCAUCCAAUCUCAAGCUGCCGGCUGGCCUCUCCAACCCCAACAUCGUCUUCAUGAAUAUGUCUAUUCACACUUCCACGAUUUGUCUGCACCAAGCAGCCAUCUUCAAAGCCGAGACACAUAAGCUUCCGGCAUCCCUCAGUUCUGAAAGCAAGGUUCGCUGCAUAACAGCGGCCAACGAAAUCGCUGGCGUCAUGCGAAACGUUUCGCAUAUGGAUCUAUCAGCUAUGAACCCCUUCAUCUCCUUUACUCUUUACGUGGCCGCUCGCGUAUUCGUGCAAUAUCUGAAGAGCCGCCCCGAUGACGAUACCACCGCCGACUCGCUCCGUUUCUUGCUAUCCGCCAUGAACGCGCUGAAGAAGCGCAAUCCUCUUACAGAAUCGUUCCUGGUACAGCUCGACGUCGACUUUGAGGCGCUCGCAACCAGAAUACCUAGGCUUAAGAACGCAUUCCCUCGAGGCGUUGAUAGUCCGGAACUGAAUACAGCCGAAUCGCCCAGGGUCUUGUGCGAUAAUCCAGAGAAUGUCAAGGGUAUUUUAUCAUAUCGUGAAUGCGACUACGCCAAGGACGAUCAUGCCGAACCGCCACCUGUUUCCGAGCCCUCGGGCAUGGGCUUACCAGGCAGCGCAGCCUUUGGCGGCCAGUGGCUCUCGGUGGACCAGCAAAUGCCAAUACUGACGCCGAACUCGGGGAGCAUGUACGACAAGGUGGCAAACGGUAGCGGGCACAUCUCUAGUUUUGGCGACGUCAAUGGCGAAAGCACAGAGUCGCCAGACGGCCAGUCCAACGGCCGGACGCCCAACUCCAGCAACGAAUCGGAUGGACGCACGGCGAAGCAAGUCAACGGAAGCAGCGCCGCACAACAACUAUUUGGAUCCGGCGCCUCGCCGCAAUUCCCUAGCACCGGUGCGCACUUUUUCAGCCCCGCUCAGCAGCAGCCUUUCCAGAUGCAGCCGCAGCCGCCGCCGAUGGCCGGCCAAGGCAUGUCGUACGGCAACGGUUGGGACAACAUCAACGCGGCGCAGCAGGCGGCCAAUAUCCAAAAUGAGGGCGUUUUACGCGCGCUGAUGAAUAUGGGGCCCAUGGAGGCCAUGGAUCUCUCGUCAUGGGAUACAGGCAAUGAGCCGAUGCGGGGAUAA
Akanthomyces muscarius is the source of this 2511-nucleotide messenger RNA. RefSeq lists its product as uncharacterized. Lineage: Eukaryota; Fungi; Ascomycota; Sordariomycetes; Hypocreales; Cordycipitaceae. The transcript has 6 exons. Gene Ontology annotation, molecular function: DNA-binding transcription factor activity, RNA polymerase II-specific; DNA binding; zinc ion binding. Gene Ontology annotation, biological process: DNA-templated transcription; regulation of DNA-templated transcription. The coding region runs from base 1 to 2511 and encodes 836 amino acids. Gene Ontology annotation, cellular component: nucleus. The record is from RefSeq and is a predicted model, not a curated record.